AUGGGAGCUGAAGUGGACUCCUUGUAUAAAUCUUUACCCAAGGCAUACGCACUGCUGAGUGGUCAAGACCCCAUGUAUCGCAAGAUGACACAGCCUGUUUCGACCUAUGAAUGCUGGAGAAAAGAUAUUCUGGUCCCCGGCUCGGUUCGAGUCAUUAUGACUGAGAACGGAAAGCCGCGCACACACUUGGAAUCGCAAGUCCAUAGUCGCGCGUGCUCUGCUGGGGGAAUGUUUGCAAUGGGUGGCACUCUCUUCAAUAUUCAGAUUCAUCGACAGAUUGCCCACAACUUAGUGGACGGAUGUGUAUGGGCUCACAAUGCCAUGCCUUUAGACGACCCCAUGCGCAUCGCAAAUAACCUGUCCGUGGAACGAAUGGCAUUGGAAGCAAGAAGUCUACAAAUGGACAAUCAACCGACCCGACCCAACCCAAACUUGGAUGUUGAGAAGUACAUUCGGGAACAUCAUGUCCCCAAGGGGUUUAUUGCCAUUCCCGACACUCGAUACAAUUUACGACCGGAGACUGUCGAGAGCAUAUUCGUUCUUUACCGAGUCACCGGCCGAGAAGACCUUCUUGAUAUCGCGUGGGAAAUCUUUGAGAAGAUUCAGAACGCCACCGAGACUUCCGAAGCCAACGCGGCUAUUGUUGAUGUCACAACAAACGGCGAGCCAGUUCACAAUGACUCCAUGGAGAGCUAUUGGAUGGCCCAGAUCCCCAAGUACUUCUACCUCAUGUUUAGUCCACCAGACAUUCUGAGCUUAGAUGAAUAUGUUUUCAACUCCGGUGGGCACCCACUGAAGCUUUCGGAACAUACAGAGGCGGGUUUUGAACCACAAUGA
Messenger RNA from Penicillium subrubescens, 837 nucleotides. RefSeq lists its product as uncharacterized. NCBI's taxonomy places the organism in Eukaryota, Fungi, Ascomycota, Eurotiomycetes, Eurotiales, Aspergillaceae. The record is from RefSeq and is a predicted model, not a curated record. The transcript is spliced from 3 exons. Gene Ontology annotation, molecular function: mannosyl-oligosaccharide 1,2-alpha-mannosidase activity; calcium ion binding. The coding region runs from base 1 to 837 and encodes 278 amino acids. Gene Ontology annotation, biological process: N-glycan processing; carbohydrate metabolic process. Gene Ontology annotation, cellular component: Golgi membrane; endoplasmic reticulum.